Molecule: messenger RNA, 3245 nt
Organism: Phycodurus eques (leafy seadragon)
Lineage: Eukaryota; Metazoa; Chordata; Actinopteri; Syngnathiformes; Syngnathidae
Gene: gdpd5b
Product: glycerophosphodiester phosphodiesterase domain containing 5b
Exons: 19
Coding region: 716-2518 (600 amino acids)
Biological process (GO): positive regulation of neuron differentiation; lipid metabolic process
Cellular component (GO): plasma membrane
Molecular function (GO): glycerophosphodiester phosphodiesterase activity
Source: RefSeq, a predicted model, not a curated record
GUGACGCUCUCGGCUGUUACAGGAGAGCAGCAGAUAAAAAGCACCGACACCUCUCCUGCCUCUUAGUACUUUGAAUGUUUUGGCCGGCAGACGACUCGAGCUCCCACGCCGAGAGGGAAGAAGGACAUACCGUUAACCUUAACGGGGGGGGGGGGAGGGGGGGGGAGCUUUAGAGUGCGAAGGGAAAGAAAAAUCGCUCUUGGAUGCUUUGAAAAAAAUAAAAAUCUCGUGCGGCUCGUUUGCCAUUUUUUUUCGGCUGUCAAACUUAGACUUUGUAGGCAUUUUUACCAGUGACCCACCUCUCGUCUCGUCUUUUUUUUUUUUUUUUUCCCAAACAAACACUCCCCCUUACCUCCACUUGUCGGUUGUGUUCUCGCCCGCCGGGAAGCCGGAGGGUGAAAAGAGACGUCAAAUUCCUCUUUGACCUGGAAGAAAAGUGGUAGCAAUCCGCCACAGAUCAGUAUUCUCAUCAUGUGACUGAUUUGACAUCAUCUAUUUCAAAGAAAUACAGUAUCAGCUAAGCAUAAUAGUUACACCAGGAGUGCAACAGUGUCUGCACUAUUGUGUCAAGCUGGCUGUGUGACAGAUGUCCAGGACCUGGACAACUUGCUGUGAUUGAUAGAACCAUGAAUUCUGCUCUUUAACAGAAAAUCCUCAAGUGUCAUUCCGAUCAGUGUGAUGUUAGACUUGUGGAAGCAGGACUGACAGAAGGAGCAUGGUCAAACACCAACCCCUCCAAGUCUAUGAGCGCCAGCUUUGUUUGUCUUGUAUCACUGGGAUCUACGGUUGCCGCUGGAAACGCUAUCAACGCUCCCAUGAUGACACCACCAAGUGGGAGUUGCUGUGGUCCCUCGUCCUCCUUUUUACUUUCUGUGCUCUGCUGGUUUGGUUCUACUUCUGGUUGGAAGCUCACAACGACUACAGUGAGUUUAACUGGUUCCUCUACAAUCGCUCUGGCGAGUGGAGCGAUGGCACAGUUCCAGUCUUGGCCACCACCGCUGCUGGCUUCACCUACAUAGCCUUUUUAAUGGUUUUAGCCCUUUGUCACGUUGCACUUGGCCAACAGUUGAAUUUGCAUUGGCUGCAUAAGAUAGGAGUCACUGCAGCUCUUCUCACAACUGUUGUUGGGGUGAUAUCCAUCAAUCAAACAUGGCAGCACGAGUGGGACAUCAUCCCAAUCUCCAUGCAGGCCACGGGCCCGUUCUUGCACAUCGGUGCCGUCACUGCGGUCACAGCUCUGUCCUGGAUAGUGGCUGGACAGGUCGCCCGUGCGGAUAAAACAUCGUUCCAGGUGGUGGUCAUGCUACUGUAUCUCAGUGUGUUAGUGGGGCUGUACGUGGUGCCGCUGUAUAUCACCUCCCCUUGCAUCAUGGACCCCAGCAAUCUCAGGCCCCGCCCCAAUGUUAUUGGUCACCAGGGGGCCCCCAUGCUUGCGCCAGAGAACACAAUGUGGUCCUUUCAGCGAGCGCUGCAAAUGAAUGUCACUGGGUUGGAGGCAGAUGUCGCAGUCAGUGUUGAUGCCGUUCCGUUCCUGAUGCACGACCGCACCCUGCGCAGGACCACUGACGUAGAGAGGAUUUUCCCCGACAGGCAGAUGGAGGACGCCACACUGUUCAACUGGACCGAUCUACAACAGCUCAAUGCGGGGCAGUGGUUCCUCAAGGUGGGACCACAGCCUCAAAAUGUAGACGACCCCUUCUGGACAACGCACACGCUAUCGCCCCACGAGAGGAACCUGAUUGCCAACCAGAGUGUGUGCAACCUGGAGCAGCUUCUAAAGCUGGCCUCUUAUCAUAACACCACUGUGGUGUUCAGGCUGAGGAGACCUCCGCUGGGGCACCCCUGCUACCACAGCUGGAUCAAUGACACUCUGCAGGCUGUGGAGCGAUCUGGGGUUCCUCAAAGUCUGGUAAUGUGGACUCCAGAAGAAGACAGGGAUCAAGUGCAACAGCUUGCACCUGGUCUGAUCCAGACAUCCUUGAAGAAAAAAAGUCCUCAAAGCCUCAGAGAGGCAGGCAUCAGCAGGCUGCUGCUCAGAUACAACCAGGCCAGCACUCAGGAAAUCAGGGACUUGUCGCAGAAAAACAUGAGCGUUACCCUCUAUAUGGUCAACGAGCCUUGGCUGUACUCAGUGCUGUGGUGCAGCGACGUGUCAUCCGUAUCGUCUGAGGCACCACAUGUCCUCAAAAAGGUGCCUUACCCCAUCUGGCUCUUGAAACCAGAUGAAUACUGCCUGAUGUGGGUGUGUGCAGACCUUGCCUCCUUUGUGGUGGUCGUAGGAAUAUUCAUUUUACAGAACUAUCACAUGAUCAGGUAUCGCACCAGCGGCAUGCGCAGCUACAACCCUGAGCAGAUCAUGCUGAGUGCCGCCGUGAGGAGGUCCAGUCGGGACCUCAACGUCAUGAAGGAGAAGCUCAUCUUCUCCGAGGUGGGGAAUGGCGUCGGGAGCGGCGAGGAGCCGUACACAGACGGCCCUAAUGACUGUGACUACUACACUGACGGAGGCAGGAGCCAAUGAUGGAGGAAGCAAGCAGCCGCUUGCUUUGUGUAUAUUUGUAAAUAAGCUUCAGUUUCCCAGACGCUCAUCGGACUCAGCACUUUUCAAGCCGUGAAAUUAAUUUGGCUCGUGUGUCAUUUUUGAGAAGGAGAGUCUAUAGUCUACAUUUUAAGCUCAUUUUCCCCAAAAGCAGUUCCUUCCAUUUUAAGCACUGAUGCCUUUUUUAAAUAUACACAUGCAAAACCAAACUGUAUUUCAGCAUAAGAAAUGCUUCAAGUUCAUCUUCUCCUGCCUUGUCAGCAUGCUACUUUUCCUGCAUGUCCUGAUUUCUAUUUAAAGAGUGUAAAUGCUGUCGAAAAAAAAAUAUAUAAAAUACCACGGGUGUAUGAAUCUGUUAUGAUCAUAUAAGAUGUGAGCUGUACAGACAGGACAAAAUGGGACAAAACAGUGUUACUCCUUUUUAAACCACUUCUAGUAUGUAUCCUAUUUGGUGUGUGUAUGCUUAUUUUUAUUAGUAUGCGUGCCGUGUUGUGCAUGUGAUGCUACGCAACAUAAAAUCUGGUGUUUGCAAGCCAACAUAAAACACACUUCUAAGUCACCUGACUGUAUUGAUGGACCUUAUUUCAUUUGGCUGCAGUGAAGUCUACGGCGGGUCUUGUUUACAAACCAAAAGCGUCUGUUUCGGUUGCUGCUGUAAAAAUGUGGAUGAAGUGUGAAUAAAACUGUAAGCUAACUAAAGGGACACUAA